GACGAGAGUAAAGGCUUGUAAACGCAUGGGAGAAUCGUUGAGUCAUUUCGCACUCUGGAUCCAUAACUAAAGGAUUAAUGAAACAGAGAGGACUCAUAACUCAUACAUUGGAACAUGAUGCCGCCCAAACCCGCCAGGACAAAGUACUUGAUGAAGUCCCCGAUCACCAGCUCCUAUGACGUCCCACAGUCGACUUAUGAGGACCUGGACGCACCAAUGCCUGCUGUCACAGAUGGAAGCCAGUCAGAGGUUAAAUUCAAGCCUGUACCUCGUCCCAGGUCUAAAAUACAACCAAAGUCCCAUCGUAACAACAACAACAACACUGCUGACUCUGCAGACACAACUGGCAAUACGACCAAUGCAGUGAGUUCCCAACUCAGUGGAUAUGCCGCAGACCAUAAGACGCCUCACUCUGUUCGUCCUCCUCCCAGACCGCCGCUGAGCAAAUAUAUGACCUCCGCAAAACCCACAGCAGCAGUUGACGGAGGCAAUCACUAUAUGACUUCAGUUUAUGAGCCACCUCCUCCAUCUCCUCCUACACCGCGGCCUGAACGACCCCCUCCUCCCUCCAUCUAUUACAACAGAUGUUCUACAAUGAAGCUAAAACCUGAGAGCGACACGGAUGAGAGUCAGGAAUCCACAUAUUCCCACAUCAGCUUAAUGCAACAACCUGCAGUCUCACCAGAUGUUGCUGAAGAAGAGUUGAACCUCGGCUGGACGUAUAAUACAACGGCCACAGACAAACCUGCAGUUCCACCUCGACUCGGGCAGUCCACCCUCCCCCACUUUGCCGUGAAGUGUAAAACUUUACCUCCACAGAACAGACCACCACCACCUUCUUUCACCCCGCCACCCCCACCUUCAACAGGGACGCCAUCGGAGCCGGUGUACAGUGACAUAGAGAACAGGCCUUACCUAGACGUUCUCCCAGAGGAUGUGGAUAAGAUGACCACAUUGAAACACUCUUCUCAGACACUUCACUACCAGAAUUGCAGCUCCACUUCUCGUCAACAGGACACAGAGGACAUCAAAGGGAUGCUGAGAUGGCUGAAAAGAGAGUCAAAACCUGAUAGCAUGGCUCCGUCACUGUAUGGCCUCAGUAUAGAGGAGGAAAUCAGAUCAUUCCAGCAGAGAGCGUUUAAUGUGAGAAAGGCCCUGCGUCUCUACAACCUCCUCAUGAUGAAACACGUCGACUGCCUGCGGAAAAUCAUUACAGAGUUCACCUCCAUCUCGGAGAACCUGGACAAGAUGAAGAAGAAGGGCAAAACCAUGGACAUUGCUGGAGGCACCACGGGUGCUGUUGGAGGAGUGACUGCAGUCUUGGGUAUCGCCUUUGCUCCUAUGACCAUGGGGGCCUCACUGAUCGCUACAGUUGUCGGUGCUGGUAUGAUGGCAUCUGCUGGGGGUAUGGGUGCCCACACUGCUAUGACCAACAAGAAGAAGGUUGUGAAUAGGAUGACCGUUGAGAAACUAGUAUACGAUUAUAAGGGAAAUGUUGUCGACGUCGAACAUUGUCUCAGUUUUAUCCUCUCUGGGAUGAAUGAGCUGCGAAGGCACGACAUUGCCAGGAUUCAGAGGGCAGGAGCCCAGACUGAUGCACUGAAGACGGCACAUCUGUCGCAGUCGGUGUUUAACAUGAACAAUGACAGGAGGGCGGCUGUUGCACACACAGGUGGGAUGUCAUCUGAGAGACUGCUUCUGGCUUUUGUGAAGGAAAUUGAUCUGUAUUUUACAGAAAAGGAUGGUCAGAAGCUGAAGAAGUCAAUUAAGAGCAAGCUUUCUGGUAGAGUUCGGCUGUUGGCUGAAAAUCUGCAUCAUGAACUGGACCAUAUGAUUAGUAUGUGGGAAAUGUUUGGUUGACUCAAAGGUGUGUGUGUGUGUGUGUGUGUGUGUGUGUGUGUGUGUGUGUGUGUGUGUGUGUGUGUGUGUGUGUGUGUGUGUGUGUGUUUUCAUUGGAGAUGAAAUGCCUUUUUGCUGCUAUAUUUGAAUAAACAUUUGAUUGAUGAAUAAUUAUGUUUUUUUCCCCAGUGUUUGUCUGCCAUUUAUCAUGUAAAGCACUUUGUAACUUUGUUUUGAAAAGUGCUUUAUAAAUUAAUUAUUAAGUAUUUAUUUGAUAUAUAAAAAAUCUAAUGUGUGAUUUACUAAAGCCAGUAUUUAAAGAAAGUUAAAGACCAAUCAUGAUUGUGAUGAAUAAAACCACAAUACCAGUAGUACCCAGGAUUACUUUU
Messenger RNA from Cottoperca gobio, 2228 nucleotides. RefSeq lists its product as uncharacterized. The transcript has 12 exons. The record is from RefSeq and is a predicted model, not a curated record. The coding region runs from base 115 to 1860 and encodes 581 amino acids. Gene Ontology annotation, molecular function: lipid binding. Gene Ontology annotation, biological process: lipid transport; lipoprotein metabolic process. Lineage: Eukaryota; Metazoa; Chordata; Actinopteri; Perciformes; Bovichtidae. Gene Ontology annotation, cellular component: membrane; extracellular region.